AUGGACGGCGGAUCAGCUAAAUGCAACGUUGUCGUUUCAGGUAAUAACGAUAUUUCUGUUCCUUUCGAUCACCAUUUCGACCUCGACGACGCUAUGACAAUGCCGGAAAACCUUCUGACCAGGCAUCAAACGGUCGUCCGUUUGGUCUCCGACAUGCCGACGGUUAAACAAGCGACCGGAAGUUGCUCGAUUUGCAUGGAGAGUUUGUCGGAAUUCGAGGGAGAUGGUUCGAGGCGAGUGUUGUGCGGCCAUGUGUAUCACCAUGAUUGUAUUACUGAUUGGCUUUUGAACGGCAACAGCAAUUCUUGCCCAAUUUGCCGACAUGAAAUCUGCGGCUAA
Messenger RNA from Gossypium raimondii (Peruvian cotton), 339 nucleotides. RefSeq names its product probable E3 ubiquitin-protein ligase RHA1A. Gene Ontology annotation, molecular function: ubiquitin protein ligase activity. Lineage: Eukaryota; Viridiplantae; Streptophyta; Magnoliopsida; Malvales; Malvaceae. The record is from RefSeq and is a predicted model, not a curated record. Gene Ontology annotation, biological process: ubiquitin-dependent protein catabolic process. The transcript has a single exon. The coding region runs from base 1 to 339 and encodes 112 amino acids.